AUGUGGGCGCUCCGCUGUCGGUCGGGCAUGCGGGCCCUGGUGCACCGGCACAACCGCCGUCAUGAUGCGCCUGGCCUCCGGUGCUUGCCAAACGCCGUUCCUGUCUCGGACCGGCGAGCACGCUGCCACAGACAGGCGUGCAACCGCCACCGCAGGCCAAGCCCGGGCACCAGGUCUCCACAACGGCCAUUGCCAUGGAGAGGCCACAGUGCCACUGAUUCGUCCAUCUCCAUGUUUGUUGCAGAUGUUGAAGACCACCGACCGUGUGAUAGGAGAACGAAGACUUGA
This is a messenger RNA of Miscanthus lutarioriparius, 288 nucleotides long. NCBI's taxonomy places the organism in Eukaryota, Viridiplantae, Streptophyta, Magnoliopsida, Poales, Poaceae. The record is from the annotation of a GenBank genome assembly.